AUGGUAUAUGCAAGCAUGGGGCCACGCGCAACUGGCCUUUUGUCACAGACGCUACGAUUAUCCAUAGCUGCCAAUGCGUCUCGGCUUCCCGUUGCUGCCAGAAGAUGCAAAUCCGGUCCCUAUGGCUAUACUCAAGCCAAGGCGCUCGUCUUCUCUAAAUAUGGCGAGCCGUCCGAUGUCCUCAAGCUUCACACUCACUCUAUCUCUCCUUCAAUCUCGCAGUCUUCCAUCCUCGUCCGUUCCCUCGCCGCUCCGAUCAACCCAGCCGACAUAAAUACUAUACAGGGCACGUAUGGCUCUAAACCCACCUUCGCAUCGCUGAUUGGUACUGCCGAGCCAUCAGUCACGCCAGGAAACGAAGGGGUUUUUGAGGUUGUCUCGGUUGGUAGUGCUUCCAGAACAUGGCGAACUCAUGCUGUGGCAACUAAUCUCAAUUUCUCUCACGCCAGAGGCAAAUCCGCCACGACACUUGCAAGGGCUCUAGGUGACGGCGGUACUUUAGUCUCGUAUGGUGGCAUGUCAAGGCAGCCAGUCUCCCUACCCGUUGGACUUUUGAUUUUCAAGGACAUUCGGUUUGUCGGAUUCUGGCUUUCCGGUUGGAAUGAGCGAGAUGCGGUGGGCAAGAAGCACAUGGUUGAUGAUAUCCUUGAUAUGAUGCGGCAGGGCAAAUUUACGGAUGUCCCAAUCGAAGAGGUCCCAUGGAGUUGGGAUACUCAGGAAAAACAACUUCGGGAAGCCGUGCAGUCUGGACUCACAGGGUUUAGAUCUGGGAAAGGCGUCUUCUUAUUUGGUGAAACAUGA
Molecule: messenger RNA, 801 nt
Organism: Akanthomyces muscarius
Lineage: Eukaryota; Fungi; Ascomycota; Sordariomycetes; Hypocreales; Cordycipitaceae
Exons: 6
Coding region: 1-801 (266 amino acids)
Biological process (GO): fatty acid metabolic process
Cellular component (GO): mitochondrion
Molecular function (GO): trans-2-enoyl-CoA reductase (NADPH) activity
Source: RefSeq, a predicted model, not a curated record